UGGUGGCCAUGAUGUCGACGGCGCAACGCAACAUGCUGGGCAUAUUGACAAUAUUAUUGUCAGUCAUCAUUCAACGCGUGCAGCCAAUUCUGCAACCACAAAUGCCAAUUCAAGGAGGUGUGGGUGGGGGUGGUAUGAUCAAUGGGGGCUUCUUCAAUCACCAUCAACAGGGAUUUAUGCAACCAGGCAUGCAACCGGGAUUCAUGCAACCAGGAAUGCAACCAGGCGGAUUCCUUCCACCAGGUAUACCACCAUAUUGCUUUGUACAACCGCAACUUCCACCAAUGAUGCAACCACCACCAAGCCAAGCUCUUAGCAUGAUGGUGUGUCUGGAUACCAGGUACCUCUCGAUGAUGAACCCACAAUUUGAAGCGAUGUUGAUGCAAUUCUACCAUUCACCACCACCUGGCUUACCACGUCUUUCCAUCACCAUGGGACCACCACAGGGCGGAAUUGGUGUGAUUAACAGAAUGGAUACCUCCACAGGUGACGAUGAUGAUUCCGAGGAUGAUAGUGAUUAUUACAAGCGGAAGAACUUUCAAUUGGGUGGGGAUCAAGCAGGGUUUGAUAUUGGGUUCCGGAGGGGGAUUGAGUUAGCCCCACCGGUGAAUAACAUACCAAGUGAUGAAUAUCAAGAUGAUGAUGAUGAUGAUGGUAUUGAAAGGAAGAUGUUGUUGGAUGACUCACCUCCUGACCCAAAACAACCUCAAACCUCUAAUCCACAUACUUUUGAAUCACUUUACAAACAACAACAACUUCAUCAGCAGCAGAUGCAACAACAACAACAAAAACGAAGGUUUUUCAUUACUGAUUUACAACAACAACCACCACCUACUAUGAUAUCUUCUAAUGGUCCUGGUGCUUCCCCCCCUCCUGGUGCCUAUAAUGGUGCAAUGAACAUGCGCAGAUUACUCUCGCCAUAUGAUCCCAGGUUAGGUUAACAUAACCUCAAUCUAUUUGAAUGUUUGAAUUUUUGAAUAUUUACCUUUGCAAUGUCUAUGAUACUAUAAUAUAUUAUAUCAGCAUCCCACAAUUUA
This is a messenger RNA of Dalotia coriaria, 1037 nucleotides long. RefSeq lists its product as uncharacterized. The record is from RefSeq and is a predicted model, not a curated record. Lineage: Eukaryota; Metazoa; Arthropoda; Insecta; Coleoptera; Staphylinidae. The transcript is spliced from 2 exons. The coding region runs from base 9 to 941 and encodes 310 amino acids.